AUGGCCGACCGUGACCUCCUUCCAGACAAUGUGAAGCCCAUUCACUACCGUGUCUCGCUUUUUUCCCUCGAUUUUAUGGACUGGACUUAUCGGGGAACAGUGAUAAUCGAUGUCCAAAUUGUCAAAUGCACCAGCCAGAUCACGCUCAACAGUUUCCAGCUCAGGCUGUCCCAUGCGAAGAUCGUCUUGGAUCAGACAAAGCCUCCUCGAGAUAUAGAAUCCACAACUUUCACAUAUGAUGAGCCAGCUCAGCGCGUCACUAUUAUCUUCAACCAGGAGCUGCCCGUUUCCCAGAUGGCAGCUAUAAGCAUCGAGUUUGAAGGGGUCAUAAACAACGAAAUGGCCGGCUUUUACCGCAGUAAAUAUAAACCAGCUGUGACACCUGUCAAGUCGGUUCCUCACCGUGAUGCAUGGUACUACAUGCUCAGCACCCAGUUUGAGCCGUGCGAUGCCCGCCGUGCCUUUCCAUGCUUUGACGAGCCCAACCUUAAGGCAAGCUUUGACUUUGAGAUUGAGGUCCCCGUCGACCAAAGUGCCCUCAGCAACAUGCCUGUCAAGAACACUAGGCUCACCAAGGAUGGGUGGAACCGGGUCAGAUUUGAGACAACCCCUGUGAUGAGCACUUACCUGCUCGCUUGGGCAGUGGGCGACUUUGAGUACGUUCAGGCUCAUACCGACCGGUUCUAUAACGGCAGGCAGCUUCCGGUGCGCGUCUAUACUACCCGUGGCCUCAAGGAUCAAGGCCACUGGGCUCUUCAGCACGCCACCAGGUUCAUCGAUUUUUUCUCCGAAAUCUUCGACCUGGACUACCCACUUCCCAAGGCCGAUUUGCUUGCCGUCCAUGAAUUCAGCCACGGUGCCACCGAGAACUGGGGCCUUUCCGCCUACCGCACCACUCAGCUUCUCUUUGAUGAGAGGUCUUCUGAUAGCCGUUAUAGGAGGUCGGUUGCCUACGUGGUUGCCCACGAGCUGGCUCAUCAGUGGUUCGGCAACCUGGUUACCAUGGACUGGUGGGAUGAGCUAUGGCUAAACGAGGGGUUCGCCACUUGGAUCGGGUGGUAUGCUGUUGACUACCUGCACCCUGAAUGGCAGGUUUGGGUCCAGUUUAUCAAUCAGGGCCUGGAUUCUGCCUUCCAUCUUGACGGUAUCCGUGCCAGUCAUCCUAUCCACGUCCCCAUCCGCGAUGCACUAGACAUUCAUCAAGUCUUUGACUCCAUCAGCUACCUCAAGGGAUGUGCCUUAAUUAGAAUGCUGGCUAGCCAUCUCGGCGUCGGGACUUUCCUGAAGGGUGUCUCAACCUACCUCAGGACCCAUGCUUACACCAACGCCAAAACCGAGGCACUGUGGACUGCCCUGACCCAGGCUUCUGGAGAGGAUGUGCAUACUCUCAUGGGUCCUUGGAUCUCCAACGUUGGCUACCCUGUGCUGUCAGUUGCUGAGGUAGCUGAUACAAUCUCCUUAAAGCAAUCACGAUUCCUGUCAACCGGUGAUGUCAGGUCCGAUGAUGACACCACCAUCUGGUGGGUGCCUCUGGCGCUCAGGCGCCAAACGGCACAGUGCGAUGUGGCAGGCCUAUCGUUGACGCAAAAGGACGACACCAUUCACAAGAUUGACGAUGAAUUUUAUAUCCUCAACAGUGGCGCGAUCGGGUUUUAUCGUGUCAACUACCCUCCCUCUCGCUUAGCCAGUUUCAGCACUCAGCUUGACAAGCUGAGCAUCGAGGAUAAGAUUUUCAUAAUCGGAUCCGCCGCUGACCUUGCAUUUUCCGGCGAGGGCACAACGGCUGCACUCCUGACCUUCCUCGAGGGCUUUGGCGACGAGAGACACCCACUAGUUUGGACCCAGAUUCUCGACUCUCUUUCUCGAGUCAAAGCCAUUUUCUCCGACGACGAGGAGAUUAAAAGGGGUCUUGAGAGCUAUGUCCUCCGACUCAUUGACAAAAGGGUCAAUGAAAUUGGCUGGGAGUUCGUCGAGGGCGAGGAUUACCUCAUUGGGAUCUUGCGAAGGGAGUUAAUUAACAUCGCUGCCGCCAGUGGCCAUAGUUCGUUAGUAUUACUCUCUAUCUCUCUCUCUCUCUCUCUUUCGCUCGGAUCUUCCAUUGAUGCGUCGCUAACCGGGUCUUUCAGUGUCGUGAAUGAGGCUAACAAGCGCUUCAAAUUGUGGGCUCAGGAUCCUGUGGCCAACCCGAUUCAUCCCUCGCUAAGGAUUCCUAUCUGGUGCAACGCCAUCCGCCAGGACCCGGUUCGAGCCGUCGAGAUUCUCAAGGAGGAGUGGUUCAUGACCAACUCUAUUGACGGGAAACCAAUCUGCCUCCAGGCCCUGUCGGUGACCGAAGACGAAGAUCUUCUGCGAGAAUCCAUUGUCCCGUUCAACUUUAACUCUACCCCGGAUCACGCGGUGCCGGCUGCUGACAUGCGUAUCCUCGGCAUAGGGUUGGCGGCAAACCCGGUCGGCCGUGUGGUCCAGUGGGAGUAUAUGAAGCAAAACUGGGACGCCUGCCUAUCGAAAAUGGGCAAUCCCAUUAUUGUCGACCGUUUUAUCCGUGUCAGCUUAGCCGGAUUCACGGACGAAUGUGUCCUUGACGACAUUGGCUCGUUUUUCAAGGACCAGGAUACUCGUUGCUUUAACCGGACACUCGCCACGGUCAAUGAUCACAUUCGCGGCCGGGCAACGUAUAGAAAGCGUGACUCUGCCCCCAUCAAGGAUUGGCUGGGGGUUAAUGGAUAUCUGUGA
Molecule: messenger RNA, 2733 nt
Organism: Penicillium digitatum Pd1
Lineage: Eukaryota; Fungi; Ascomycota; Eurotiomycetes; Eurotiales; Aspergillaceae
Source: RefSeq, a predicted model, not a curated record